UUCCGCGUCUCUUAGUGCAAGUGCACUUCCUCAUUGUCAGUGGUAGCAAAGUGCUCACAGUCUAGUGGCGUUCCUGGCUGAAAGACCACACCUCGCUAUUCGUUUUAUUUUAUAUCCGAUCCUUUCAGAUGUCGAAGCCUCCUCCCAAGCCGGCCAAACCAGGCCAAGUCAAGGUGUUCAGAGCAUUGUACACCUUCGACCCCAGAACGCCAGAUGAGCUGUACUUUGAAGAAGGAGACUUCUUGUACAUUUCUGACACAAGUGACUCCAAUUGGUGGAAGGGGACGUGCAGAGGAAGGACGGGACUAAUUCCAAGUAACUAUGUGGCUGAACAGACAGAAUCCAUCGACAAUCCAAUGCACGAAGCAGCCAAACGAGGUAAUCUGAGCUGGCUGAGGGAAUGUGUGGAGAACAAGGUUGGAAUCAAUGGCCUGGAUAAGGCAGGAAACACUGCCCUCUACUGGGGAUGCCACGGAGGACAUAAAGAUGUGGUGGAGCUGCUGCUAAGCCAGUCCAAUAUCGAGGUCAACCAACAGAAUAAACUUGGGGACACCGCUCUGCACGCUGCUGCCUGGAAGGGUUAUUCUGACAUUGUGGAAAUGUUGCUGAGCAAGAAUCCAAGGACAGACAUCAGGAACAAUGAGAAUAAGCUGGCUCUGGAUAUGGCCACCAACGCCCAAUGUGCUUCACUUCUCAAAAGGAAGCAGGGAAGCAAUGUCACCCGCACACACAGCAACGCUGAAGAGUAUUUGGAUGACGAGGACUCAGACUGAGCCGACCCUGUUGAAUCGCCAUCACUGUCUUCCAUUGGGUUUGGGGAUGAAGGGCAUCAUGGAGCUCAGAGAGAUUUAUUACAGAUGUCAGAAUUCUAAAAUGGAUUUACUGCUCUGUUUCCAAAUGUAACUCCAUUUU
This is a messenger RNA of Scatophagus argus, 912 nucleotides long. It is a transcript of the gene ostf1, whose product is annotated as osteoclast stimulating factor 1. The transcript is spliced from 10 exons. Bases 129 to 773 code for a protein of 214 amino acids. Gene Ontology annotation, biological process: signal transduction. NCBI's taxonomy places the organism in Eukaryota, Metazoa, Chordata, Actinopteri, Scatophagidae. The record is from RefSeq and is a predicted model, not a curated record. Gene Ontology annotation, molecular function: protein binding.